AUGAAUCUAGUGGAGGACGAGGUGAUGGAUCAACUGAUCGUGCAUGCUGCACUUCCAGAGUCUGAUGAGGAACUUGACGAGGAGUUUCAUGAGCAAGUGAGAGGUUAUCGUUUGGUCCCAGCUAUUCUCCCUGAUGAGAAGGAAUCGGUGCUGGAGGCCAUCAGCUCCCUAAAACAGAAGCUAAAUGCUACCUUCAGCGGGGUAUAUGUAUCUCCAAGCGUGGUAGAAGGAAUUACGUACUUUAUUACUUUUUGUGCCGUUAUGUGGGUGUCGCUGGGCAUCAUCCCAGAAGUGAUGCGUUUAACUGCAACAUUUGCUUGGAAUUUUUUUGAUGGGAGCUUCUACUGCAAUGCAGCGUUGAAGAACAUUAUGCAGUUAUCAUCGGAGUCAGAUGGUACAUUUCAGAUGCGUUAUGCCAUGGUUAUGUUGUUUGUAGAUGCGUUGGGAAGUUCAAGGUUGGUUUCUUGGUCUGCCCUUUAUGUGAGACUAAGUCUUUCUCUGUGGAUUUUAUCAUGGCUGCUGAAGCAUAUACGUCGUUUAUGGCGUCGUCAAGUAUUACAUUUGAUGCUUAGUUAUUUUAGUGGGAUACUGAAGUUAGUUGCGUUGAUAUAUUGUGCCUUUUUAACGAUGUGUUUCGUGACGACAGUCUUGUGCUUGGACUUCGUUAUGGUCGAGACCUCGUUUGCUUCCAACGACUAUGACAGGGCCUGGAGACUAGCCACGGAGUCUACAAAGAACAAGAUGCCUCGACCAAUGUUCUCCACGAAUCCGACAGAAGUUGAUACGACUGUUUCAUCUGUAACUAUUUUGAAGGCACUGCGUGUUCUUUCAUGGAAUACAGAGAAUGAUACUUGCGGCAAUUUUGGGGAUGUGCACAUGAAACAUAUGAACACUGGUAAUACGAAUAUUAUUUCUGGCGUUAGCAACGGUAGUGCAUGGGUUGUGGAGGGUGAUGAUCCGCUCCUCUUUCCACUCUUUGUCUCUACGGUCAUUGUGUCCAAGGUUGACAGUAUGUCGAUAGUGGAAACCGGGUAUAUUAUAGGGUAUUUCGCUUUCUUUGCCUUUUAUCUGUUGCGUUUUCUCAUGCAGAUAUUCUUUAAGGAGCGGUGGCUUGGUUGGAGUACGCUUUACCGGAUGCUGCGGAGGAGCAUGUUUGAGGUUAUUUUGAGUUACAAUACGAAGGCAUUUCUUCUUGUCUAUGGUGAGCUUCUCGCCUACUCGGUGUUGUUUUCAUAUGUGCUGCUCCGGUUUUCACUGGCCCUUAUCCGUGCCGUUUUGCCUUCGGCAGUACCCAUAGUGUUGUUGCCAAACACUAAUGUACCCCCUUUCAUUUCCUGGGCGAGGCUGCUUUAUCUUUCCAACACGACGAUUCAAGAUGCACUGAGGUGGAUGUGCAAGCUUUUGACCUUAACCUUUGAGAAAGUUUUUAAUAUCAAAAAGGAGAUGCACGGAGCUCCGUUCUCACUGCCGCGUUUAAUUUUAAGUGUUGCGUAUGUAUUGGCAUCUGUGGUUUUCUCUUGGAUGCUCACGGUUGUGGCGUUGGCGGCGUAUGCCAUCCCCGGGAUCUACGCGCUGGGAAAUCGAGGAUCAAUGCUGCGAAUUCUUUUUCUUACUGACUCUCAUUUUCACAUAAUUCUUCUAGGAGCGCGGACUCUUAACCAACUGGAGGCCCUUCCCAUUUGGUUAUCGCACCUUUGGCUUCAACCUCGUCGCUUCUUGGAAAUGUGGAAGCAACGUUGGUGGUUUGGGUCGUGUCUCGGUUUAUGGUUGGUUUCAAGCGUGGCUCGGGAGGAGGGCCUCAUUGGCUACAACGUUCAGUCUAUUCAGAACUUUCCCGACGAUGUUGCUUCCAAAUUUGCAUCUGCCAUAGACGACAUUUCGGCCCACAUCGAAGUAUACAAACAGGUCAAAGGUCCCGCACACUCUAUUGAGCGACUACAAAAGACACUGAAGGCUCUCAAAUCUCAGAGUGGCGUCACCUACUUUUUACCUGAGGAUCAUGUACGUCUUCUUCGUGAGUGCAUGACUCCACCCACUAUUCAAGAGUGUCUUUGUUACUUUUUGAAUUCUGUGGUGCUUUUUUUGCUUCUCCCCUUUCUAGCAGGCACUGUGUGGCGGGUCAUGGUACGAAGAUUUUUUAAUGAACCAUACUGCAAUGUGAAUACCAGAUUUUUCUUCAUUGUUUUCUCGUGGCACUGUGGAAUGUGGAUGACGGUCCUAGUUUCGCUGCUAUCUGUGAAAAUAUGUGGGGGUCCGAGUCGUGUGGUGUUGUAUUUUUUUUGCGGCUCUCAGCAUUUCACGUUAAAAAGUACCAUGAAGUUUCUUUGGAAACCUCAUUUUAUGUUAAUUGCCUCCAUCACCUUUGUUCCAUACACCUUACACAAUCUUUUGCAGGGUUUUUCGGGAUCGGGAGGGAGGGAGGAGACGGAUGGGAGGUAUCAUUUGUACUAUGCAGCGCUCACAGUACUGCUGUGCACCGCGUCUUUUUUUCUGGAAAUGUGGGAGAUUAAACAACCUCGCCAGACCCAGUUACGUGUUGCGCACGAACGCAAGGAGGAAAGAUUGGUGGUGUCACGCACAACGCCAGAUCAUGUUCGCACAAUUGUUGUGGAUAAAUAUAUGGGCGCAAGCAUGCGUGUGGAAGCUGCUGUUCUUCUUGAACGUGACGUCGGAGUUGGUGCUCCACAGCGAAUUCAACCCAUGCAACACCCUGUUAGGGAGACCAUUGCAAACAUCAAGGCUUUUUUGGAGUCGGUGUUUGCGUCAACCGUCCAGUUCUUAGGGACAGUGGCUGAAAAGGAAAGUCUUGUGGAGGUUGUUUUUGUAGAUCACCAUUCAAUUUCUUCAGGAGAUCUUCCAAAUGCAUAA
This is a messenger RNA of Trypanosoma rangeli, 2868 nucleotides long. RefSeq lists its product as uncharacterized. NCBI's taxonomy places the organism in Eukaryota, Euglenozoa, Kinetoplastea, Trypanosomatida, Trypanosomatidae. Bases 1 to 2868 code for a protein of 955 amino acids. The record is from RefSeq and is a predicted model, not a curated record. The transcript has a single exon.